Molecule: messenger RNA, 686 nt
Organism: Cinclus cinclus
Lineage: Eukaryota; Metazoa; Chordata; Aves; Passeriformes; Cinclidae
Gene: GRPEL2
Product: GrpE like 2, mitochondrial
Exons: 4
Coding region: 12-686 (224 amino acids)
Biological process (GO): protein folding; protein import into mitochondrial matrix
Cellular component (GO): PAM complex, Tim23 associated import motor
Molecular function (GO): adenyl-nucleotide exchange factor activity; protein homodimerization activity; protein-folding chaperone binding
Source: RefSeq, a predicted model, not a curated record
UGCGCGGGGCCAUGGCCACCCGCUCCCUGCGGCGCCUCAGGGCCCUGCUGCCCAUGGCCGGUAAAGCCGGCACAGACAGUUUGUAUUUCAGAGGGUCCCCCUGUGCUUUCAGCACUGCAGCUCAGCAGAGAAGUACAGGAGAUGAGUGUGGCCCAGAGGACCCCAGUGAGGAGCCCAAGCACCCCCUCUCUGACUGUGCCUUGGAGCACAAAGCCAUCAAAUUGGAAGAGCAAGUCCGAGAUUUAACUGAGCGGUACCGGAAAGCUUUGGCAGAUUCCGAGAAUGUCCGGAGGAGAACACAGAAGUUUGUAGAAGAUGCCAAACUCUUUGGGAUCCAGAGUUUCUGCAGGGACCUGGUGGAGGUAGCAGACAUCCUGGAGAAGACAACCGAGAGCGCUGCGGGCCAGGCGGAGCCCAGCGAUCCCAACCCCACCCUGAAGAAAAUCUACGAGGGCCUCUCCCUCAUCGAGGCAAAGCUGCAGAGCGUUUUUGCCAAGCAUGGCCUGCAGAAGAUGAACCCUGUUGGUGGCAGGUAUGACCCCUACGACCACGAGAUCAUCUGCCACGUGCCAGCUGAGGGCAUGCAGCCGGGCACGGUGGCGCUGGUCACGCAGGACGGCUACAAACUGCACGGCCGCACCAUCAGGCACGCGCUGGUCGGCGUGGCCGUGGAGGCACAGGAGUGA